Oppia nitens is the source of this 742-nucleotide messenger RNA. RefSeq names its product cysteine dioxygenase type 1-like. Gene Ontology annotation, biological process: L-cysteine catabolic process. Lineage: Eukaryota; Metazoa; Arthropoda; Arachnida; Sarcoptiformes; Oppiidae. Gene Ontology annotation, molecular function: ferrous iron binding; cysteine dioxygenase activity. The record is from RefSeq and is a predicted model, not a curated record. The transcript is spliced from 4 exons. Bases 23 to 691 code for a protein of 222 amino acids.
AUAUAUAAUAUAAUAUAAUAUAAUGAAUGAUAAUAAUAAUUCAAAACAGUUACCAUCAAUUAAAACAUUAGAUGAUCUAAUAUAUCAAUUAAGGCAAGCAUUUGCCAGCAAUGAUAUAGAUGUAGAUUACGUACAAAAUCUGAUGCUUUCGUAUGAAAGUAAUUCAAAUGAUUGGUCAAAAUAUGCACACUUUGAUGACUAUACAUAUACUAGAAAUUUGGUGGAUAAAGGAAACGGAAAAUAUAAUUUAAUACUAGUUUGUUGGACACGUGCGGCCAAAUCGCGUAUACACGACCACUCAGAUUCACAUUGCUUUAUGAAAGUGUUGGCCGGAGAUCUGCAUGAAGUACGCUAUGAAUGGCCCGACAAUAGUACUAAUAAUAAUAAUAAUAAGUCUAAUGAUGACAACUGUACCGAAAAGUUGAAAAUAUUGAACGAAAAUGAAAUGCCAUUGAAUAGUGUUACUUAUAUUAAUGAUUCAAUGGGUAUACAUCAUGUGGAAAAUCCGGGUCCGACGGGACCGGUAUCACUGCAUCUCUAUAUACCGCCGCACGAUAUGUGCCAAGUGUUUGACAAAACUACUGGUAGUAGUAAUAACGCAAAACUAACAUUUUAUAGUCAGUACGGCUCGCGGACACCGUUUACACUGUCGUCGUCAUCGACUCCCAAGACAUUGCUAACAAACCUAUGAUAUCUACACACAAAUAGUUAAUAAUAAUAAAUAUUUAAAAUUAUCUUAUUU